Molecule: messenger RNA, 924 nt
Organism: Emiliania huxleyi CCMP1516
Lineage: Eukaryota; Haptophyta; Isochrysidales; Noelaerhabdaceae
Exons: 6
Coding region: 1-924 (307 amino acids)
Source: RefSeq, a predicted model, not a curated record
AUGCCUGCGGGGCCGACGCAGCGCAGGUUUUCGGCGGCGGAGGACGCGGCCGUCCUGGCCGCCUUCGACGAGCUCGGCCCCAAGUGGGGCCUCAUCGCGCAGCGGCUUCCCGGCCGGACCGAGGCGGCCGUCAAGAGCCGCUACUUCCGGCGGCGGGCGGCGGAGGAGCGGAGCCUCUCGUCGGCGCUCAACUCGCUCCUGCAGGAGGAUGACCCCACCGCCUCGGGGCAGCAGUGGAGCAGGCUGAUCGGCGGCCUGGACGGCACGGGCGAGGCCGCCGCCGGUGCGGCGGUAGACGGCGGCGGCGACAGCGACGACUCAAUGGGCGCCGAGCCGGCCACGCCGAUGGAGCUCGGCCCCGCGCACGCGAGCCCGCCCGACACGGCGCCGCUCGAGGCGCGCUCGCCCGACGGAGGCGUCUUUGAGGCUCCGUCCGAGGCGUUUGCGAUGGCCGUCUCCCUCACCGCGGAGCCCGAGGCGGGCGCGGACUGGAGCGCGUGCAGCCUCGGCGUCCUCAAGGGGGCGCAGGUCCGCUUCCGCACGCGCAAGCAGGCGGACUCGCGCCAACGCGCCGCGCUCGCCAUCGAGCGCUUCUACCGGAAGCGGCGGCGCAGCCCCGCGCGCGAGCUGAGCGCGUCGGCGGACGAGGCGGCGCACUUGUUUGAGCGCGACACCGAGGAGGCGCGCCCGCCGCCGCUCUCCCUCCCGGCCGGCGCUUGCUCGAGCCCGCCGCUGACGGCCGAGGCGCGCGCGCGGCAGCUCCGCCGCUCGGCGGUGCGAGUCAUCGAGAGGACCUACUCGGAGUGGAAGUACCACGCAGAGCGCGCGCGGCUGGCGGCGGAGGGGUCGUCCGAGGGCGGGCCGGACGCGGCGCUCCACUCGUACCACGCCGAGCGGCGCGCGUGCGCGGCGCGCUCGAGUUGA